ACGAGUCGCUCACCGGCGGCGAGUCAUUGCUAUAAAAAGCUCCUACUGCAGUUCCUGAUAGAAGAGCUGCUUAUUCCCCGGGUUAUAGAGGCGAGAAAAAGCUGUAAAAACAAUCGGAGAUACGUGUAUAAUUGUGCUCCAGGUGACGGUGUCAUUCAGGUUUUCAGAGCCGCCCGCAGAGCUGCACUGGCACUCCGUUAACUGUUCGAACUCCACCAUGAUGCAGAUCAGCUCGGACUCCUGCUUUAAUAAGCACUCCCUGCUUAACGUGAUGAACCGCUUCCUCGCGGCGACCAACAACAUGGACGAGACCAUCAUGGUACCCAGUUUGCUGCGAGACGUGCCUCUGGAGGAGCAGGAAGGGGACACCUCGAUGGACAGCAAAGGUGUGCUGUCCUUCCCGAGCAAGCAGAGGGACAUGUAUGAGCACUACUUGUUGCUCAAGUCCAUUAAGAAUGAGAUGGAGUGGGGUUUGCUGAAACGCGACAUGGGUGGCAGUGCCAGCUUCCUGGAGAUGGCGGUGAAGCAGGAGGAACAGCAGGUGCCAGGCGGACCAGCAGAAGACGGCGCAGAUUUAGAAAGCCAGUUCCACUUUCACCUUCGUGGACUCUUCGGGGUCUUGUCCAAGCUUACAGACCAAGCAGAUCACCUCACAAACCGCUACAAGAGAGAAAUAGGUGGCGGGAGUCUGUUACGGUAGAACUUAGAUUAUCUAUAAGCUGGACUGCUGGCAUUGAGGGAUCACACUCGAGCAGUGGACUCGAACGUCUAAGUCUUGCCUGUGGGGCCUUACUUAACUUUUUUUUGCUUCCAAGCAAGACCUGAACCAUUUCCCAGCCGCACAACUAAGUACAUUAAGUACUGCUUUGGUGGAGGAUGAAGGGAAAAGCUACGUGAUUAAUUUUGAAAAGAAUUUAAUAUUCCUGUUAAUGUUUCAUUGUGUCCUCAUUUCACUAAGUGUAUGACCAGGCUCCCAUUAAAAUACCAUGGCUUUCAAAGCAGCUUUAAAAGCAUGCUAUUGCUUUGGUUAAAGUCCUGUAAAAGAUUGAGCUGUGUUGGAGAAAACUUGAAUGCUGGUAAUUCUGUUUCUUUCAUCACAUUAACCUAAAUCCUGUAGAACGUGGCCUGGUCUGAGGUUUAACAAAGGUUCCUUUUAGCUUGCGGCUUUUAUUCACUCUAACAGAAAGGUGUCCCCUGGGUUCUGCUCGCUAUAGAAAAGAUGAAUGUUUGCUUGUCUGUUUGACCCGAGUACUACUGUCAUACUUUAUUUUUUAUUUUUAUGUCUUUGCCCUAAAUGUUUACUUUUUUAUAUAAAAUGAUUAAUGAAAGAGUAUAAUAAAUAAAGCAGACUUUUUACAUUGGA
Silurus meridionalis is the source of this 1363-nucleotide messenger RNA. RefSeq names its product MID1 interacting protein 1, like (gene mid1ip1l). The transcript has 2 exons. Gene Ontology annotation, biological process: regulation of lipid biosynthetic process. The record is from RefSeq and is a predicted model, not a curated record. NCBI's taxonomy places the organism in Eukaryota, Metazoa, Chordata, Actinopteri, Siluriformes, Siluridae. Gene Ontology annotation, cellular component: cytosol. The coding region runs from base 218 to 700 and encodes 160 amino acids.